This is a messenger RNA of Exophiala spinifera, 777 nucleotides long. RefSeq lists its product as uncharacterized. The transcript has a single exon. The record is from RefSeq and is a predicted model, not a curated record. Bases 1 to 777 code for a protein of 258 amino acids. Lineage: Eukaryota; Fungi; Ascomycota; Eurotiomycetes; Chaetothyriales; Herpotrichiellaceae.
AUGGCCACCGAAAAGCAAAUGUACGAUGAUGUCGCUGGUGACUACGACAUCAUUUGGGCGACGCCGGCGGUCCGCAUUCUGUGGACGCUCCUCGACAACAACCUCCAGAAACUCGACGACUGGAAAGGGGCGUCGGUGCUCGACCUAGCCUGCGGGACGGGCAUUGGCCUCCGCGAGGCUCGUAAGCUCGGGGCAACCAAACUGGUCGGCAUCGACAUCUCGAACGAGAUGAUCGAGGUGUGCAAAGCCACCACCAAGGACGUGGAUCAGUUCCAGCUCCACGUCGCCGACUGCUCCCAACCCCUUGACCAUCUCGGCCUCGAGCCGGGCUCCUUCGACCUCGUCAUCGGCAUGUGGCUGCUCAACUACGCCGAAAGCGCCGGCCAACUGCAGGGCUUCUGGUCCAACAUUGCGAAGUAUCUCAAGCCGUCGUCUGGGACCUUUGUCGGCAUCAUUCAGAACCAGGAAACCUUCCAGCCAGAGUCUAUGAAGACGCUCAAGUAUGGCGCCAUGGAAUCCAACAUCCAGCAGCUCCCGUCUGGGGACGGCGUCAAGAUGCACGUCGAGUUCGACACGCAACCCAAAGUCGAGUUCGACACCUUUGUUCUCAAGCAGGACGUCUUUGAGUCCACGGCGGCAAAAGCUGGCAUAGAAAUCUCCCGCUACGUCCGGCCAGACAAGAGCGUGCUCACCAAGGAGGAGCAGGACAAUAUUGCCUGGUGGCAAGAGCUCUUGGAUGAGUACCCGAACCAGCUUGUUAUUGCCAAGAGGGCAUAG